AUGGGAGAAUCGAAUGAAUCUCAAAAAUUGAUAUCAGAAUUAGCUCUGCUUCAACACUCUGAUUCAAAAUUUGUUAUACAAAUUGAUCCAACCACUACUGAAUCUAACCACUCAUCACCUAGUGACCAAAUCCAGAUUCAACAUCCAAAAGAUGAGUGGCUUCCUCUAACUGAAUCUAGAAAUGGUAAUACAUAUUUUGCAGUUUUUCAUAUUCUUAAUUCCAACAUUGCAUUUCAAGCUCUCAUGCUUCAUGUUGCCUUUGCCACUCUUGGUUGGGCAUGGGGCAGUGUGUGUUUGUCAAUAGCAUUCAUUUGGCAAUUCUAUACCAUAUUUCUCCUAACUGAACUUCAUGAAUCUGUCUCUGGAAUUCGCCACAGUAGAUACCUCUUCCUAGCAAUGUCUGCUUUUGGUUCAACAUUAGGGAAAAUAGCAGUAUUAUUUCCGGUAAUGUACCUAUCAGGAGGUACAUGCGUAAUGUUUAUAAUUACCGGUGGUGGGACCAUGAAGAUGUUAUUCAAGAUUCUUUGUGAAAAUGAUAAUGGGGAGAUGUGUGGGGCACACGCGCCAAGCGGGGUGGUGUGGUUCUUAGUAUUUACAUGUUUGGCCAUUCUCAUUGCUCAACUUCCGAACCUCAACUCAGUGGCAGCUGUUUCUUUGGUGGGUGUUGUAACUGCAAUUAGUUACUGCACACUCUUUUGGUCACUUUCUCUUAAGGGUAGACCAAUCGGAGUGUCUUACACUACAUUGAUGUCACAACAAGAAUCAACCGUCGUGAAGAUCAGUGAUGUUAUCAAUGCUAUUGGGAUUAUUGUGCUUUCCUUCAGAGGUCACAAUGUUGUGCUAGAAAUACAGGGGACACUACCUUCCAAUUUAAAGGAAACAUCAAAAGAAUUGAUGCGUAGAGGAGUGACCAUUUCAUAUAUACUCAUUGCGAUGUGUGUUUUUCCCCUCGCAAUUGUCGGAUUUUGGGCAUAUCGAAAUCAGAUACAUGGUCGAGGAUUGUUAUUUGGGUUCCAACAAUUUCACAAAAAUCAAUUAUCAAAAUUCUCAGUGGGUGCAAUAUAUGUUCUAGUGAUAGUACAUUGUUUGUGUAGCUUCCAAGUGUAUGCCAUGCCCGUUUUUGACAACCUAGAACUAAGAUACACGAGCAUAAAGAAUAAGAAAUGCCCACAAUGGGUGAGAAUAUGCUUUCGAUUAUUCUUUGGAGGGUUAGCAUUUUUUGUAGCGGUUGCGCUCCCUUUCUUGCCAAGCCUAGCUGCUCUACUUGGUGGAAUCACACUUGUGCCCGUAACAUAUGCAUACCCUUGUUUCAUGUGGCUAGCUAUUAAGAAACCUCGUACAAAGGGUAUAAUUUGGUGCUUCAACCUUGUACUUGGUUCAUUAGGGAUGCUUCUUGGUGUUUUUAUGGUGGCAGCUGCUAUAAGGACUUUAGCUGACAAAGGUUUAAAAGCCAACUUCUUCAAACCAUGA
Molecule: messenger RNA, 1470 nt
Organism: Cicer arietinum (chickpea)
Lineage: Eukaryota; Viridiplantae; Streptophyta; Magnoliopsida; Fabales; Fabaceae
Product: lysine histidine transporter-like 8
Source: RefSeq, a predicted model, not a curated record